This is a messenger RNA of Heteronotia binoei (common prickly gecko), 2694 nucleotides long. Its product is annotated as zinc finger protein 345-like. Gene Ontology annotation, biological process: regulation of transcription by RNA polymerase II. The coding region runs from base 138 to 2462 and encodes 774 amino acids. NCBI's taxonomy places the organism in Eukaryota, Metazoa, Chordata, Lepidosauria, Squamata, Gekkonidae. The record is from RefSeq and is a predicted model, not a curated record. Gene Ontology annotation, molecular function: RNA polymerase II cis-regulatory region sequence-specific DNA binding; DNA-binding transcription factor activity, RNA polymerase II-specific. The transcript has 5 exons.
AGCAGAAAAGAUUUGGAGUGGGGGAUGGGGGAAGCGUGCAGUCCAGCAGCCGUGCCUCUCCUGUCUCCUUCCCCCAGGCUGGAAGGCGAAUUUGGCUUGUGCACCUUUGCUGCUGCAGCAGAAAGACAGAGCCCCCCAUGUCCUUUGAGGAGGUGGCCGUGUUCUUCACGGAGGAGGAAUGGGCCCUUCUGGAUCCAGGCCAAAGAAAACUCUUUUGGAAAGUGAUGGAAGAAAAUUACGAGACCGUGGCCUCUCUGAGAGACGACAUUUCCCAGAAGGACUUGCGAGUAGCGGAGAGAAGAUCCACCCUGCCUUUUCUAGGUGUCCAGGGCACAGUUGAAACUCAAGAUGGAGACGGAAAUGUAUGGAAUACGCCGUUCCCUGGAGCCUCCCUUCUUUCGUGUUUCCCCUGGCUGGAGGGAGAAUUUGGCCUGUGUUUGUCUGCAGCAAAGAGAUUCCGAGUGUCCUUUGAGGGCGUAUUCAUGUUCUUAACAGAAGAGGAAUGGGCCCUUCUCUGCCCAGGCCAAAGAAAACUCUACUGGGAUGUUAUGGAGGAAACUUUUGAAACCGUGGCCUCUCUGGUUGCAGAUGCGAGGGAGAAGGGGAGAGAGACGGAACCAGGAUGGAGAGUUGUGGGAAAAGACAACGAUCUACAGGCGGAAGCAAAAUCUGAGGAUCAAGCGGUACCAAAGAGACCUUGCAGAAGGAAGAGGGAACAAAAACAGAAGCAAAGGAGAAAUAAGCUUGAGGUCUCAUCUGAAGAAGAUACAAGGAAAAGAAAGAGAAAGCCUAAUGGUCCCAUGAACCAGAAAGGAUUCAAUUGCAAAUUCAGUGCUAAGAUUCACACAGGGGAGAAACUAUAUAAACGUUUGGAAUGUGGAAAGGGGUUCUCCAAGAAUAACAACCUAACUGCACAUCAAAAGAUUCCUGUUGUGGAGAAGUCAUAUAAAUGCUUGGAGUGUGGAAAGUGCUUCUCUCGGAAUAGCAACCUAACUUCACAUGUAAAAAUUCAUACUGGGGAGAAGCCAUUCAAAUGCUGGGAGUGUGGAAAGUCCUUCUCCCAUAGUAGCAACCUAACUAAACAUCAAAAAGUCCAUACCGGGGAGAAGCCAUAUAAAUGUUUACAGUGUGGAAAGUACUUUUCUACUAAUGCCUACCUAACUACACAUCAAAGGGUUCACACAGGGGAGAAACCAUAUAAGUGCUUGGAGUGUGGAAAGUGCUUCUCUCAGAGAAGCAGCCUGAGAACACAUCAAAAGAUUCAUACUGGAGAGAAGUCAUAUAAAUGCUUGGAGUGUGGAAAGUGCUUUUCUUGGAACAGCAACCUAACUGAACAUGUAAAAAUUCAUACAGGGGAGAAGCCAUUCAAAUGCUGGGAGUGUGGGAAGUGCUUCUCUUUCAAUUACCACCUAAAAAGGCAUCAAAAAGUUCAUACUGGUGAGAAGCCAUAUGAAUGCUUGGAGUGUGAAAAGCAUUUCUUUGGGAAAUCCAGUUUAAAGGCACAUGAAAGGAUUCAUACUGGGGAGAAGCCAUACCAAUGCUUUCAGUGUGGGAAGUGCUUCUCCCAAAAUGGUCAACUAACUACACAUCAAAAUACUCAUACUGGUGGGACGCCGUAUAAAUGCUUGGAAUGUGGGAAAUGCUUCUCCCAGAAAUGUAACCUAACUUCACAUCAAAAGGUUCACACAGGGGAGAAACCAUAUAGAUGCUUGGAGUGUGGAAAGUGCUUCUCUCAGAAUAGUACUCUAAAGACACAUCAAAAGGUUCAUACUGAGGAGAAGCCAUAUAAAUGCUUGGACUGUGGAAAGUGCUUCUCUCAUAAUUCCAGCUUAAAAGGACAUCAAAGGAUUCAUACUGGGGAGAAGCCAUAUAAAUGUUUGGACUGUGGAAAGUGCUUCUCUCAUAAUUCCAGCUUAAAAGGACACCAAAUAGCUCAUACUGGGGAGAAGCCAUAUAAAUGCUUGGAGUGUGGAAAGUGCUUCUCACAAAAUGUUAAGCUAACUACACAUCAAAAGAUUCAUACUGGUGAGAAGCCAUAUCAAUGCUUGGAGUGUGGGAAACGCUUCUCCCAGAAUUGUAGCCUAACUUCACAUCAAAAGAUUCACACAGGGGAGAAACCAUAUAGAUGCUUGGAGUGUGGAAAGUGCUUCUCCCUGAAUAGCCAUCUAAGGGCACAUGGAAAGGUUCAUGCUGGGGAGAAGCCAUAUAAAUGCUUGGAGUGUGGAAAGUGCUUCUCUGGGAUUUCCGGCUUCAAAGGACAUCAAAGGAGUCAUACUGGGGAGAAGCCAUAUAAAUGCUUGGUGUGUGGAAAGUGCUUUUCUUGGAAAGAAACUGUAAAAAUUCACCAAAGGAUUCAUACUGGGGAGAAGUCAUAUAAAUGCUUGGAGUGUGGAAAGUGCUUCUCUCGGAAUGAUACGCUAAAAGCACAUAAAAAGAUUCAUAAAAGCCAGGCUUUUAAUUGAUCCAGUGGGCAUCUUCUGAAGUCAUUGCUUCCCCAGUACCCUACUAUCAAGGUGCUUAAGUUGUGUUGAAAGUUUCCAGCCUAUGUGCUGUUGUGUGGUUUGUUGCAUGGACCACUGUUUUCUGAUUUGAUUUGCAGUUAGGAUGCUGUUUAAUUCUGAUGUGGUUUAUUUUAAUAUUGUAAGCCACCCUAUGCCCGCUUACGUUAUAACUAAAAAAAUGUAGUCCCCUGUG